This is a messenger RNA of Echinostoma caproni, 777 nucleotides long. Lineage: Eukaryota; Metazoa; Platyhelminthes; Trematoda; Plagiorchiida; Echinostomatidae. The record is from the annotation of a GenBank genome assembly.
AUGAAUACUGUUUUUGGUCAAAAUUAUUUUUUAUCUCAGGGGGGUAAACACCUUAGUUACGAGGACCGGCAACAGAAACCAGUAACCUGGGGGUUUGGGUGGCGAACCGGACAAGACUCUAACAGGCUAUGGUCACUUUGGCGGCAACACAUCAAAUUCAGAUGUAACCUUGCCCUUUCUAGCUUCUUCCUCCAUUUUCUUUCCCAGGCAUUGAUUACCGGACCAGUAGAUACGCCGUACGCAAACGGUUGUUUUGUCUUUGACAUUUUCGCUCCCAUCGACUAUCCGAACUCACCGCCCCAGUUUCAUCUGUUAACCACCGGAAAUGGGACGGUCCGUUUCAAUCCCAAUUUGUAUCAAAAUGGGAUGGUGUGUCUAUCUAUCCUAAACACGUGGCAAGGAGCACCAGAGGAGAAAUGGGAUCCGACCACCUCUUCGCUUCUUCAGGUUCUCAUCUCAAUUCAGUCGUUGAUUUUCGUCCCCGAGCCGUAUUUCAAUGAACCUGGCAUGGAAUCCGCUUUUGACCAUGUAGAACUGAUGCACGAUAGCAAGUUGUACAAUUUAGAGACCCGGAAAGCAACUGUUCGGUGGGCAAUACUGGAGCAAAUGCGUAAUCCACCUGCCGGAUUCGAAGCGGUAAGUGUCUUAUACUCAUCAGAUAUUGUAAUGAUGAUUCUGGUUCUUAGUAUCAUUCUGCGCCUUUCCCCCGGUGCUGGUCAAGUUUACAUCCGAUUCAUCGAAGUGACCAACACAAAAAAUCGCUGUGGAAACACAUGA